Molecule: messenger RNA, 414 nt
Organism: Ilex paraguariensis (yerba mate)
Lineage: Eukaryota; Viridiplantae; Streptophyta; Magnoliopsida; Aquifoliales; Aquifoliaceae
Source: the annotation of a GenBank genome assembly
AUGGCCCGAGCUCGCCCCUCUAUAUCCGGUGCCCUAGCCGCCUUCCAGACGGUGCCUUUUCAAACGGCGCCCUUCCAGACAAUGCCUCGCCUAAUGACGCCUUCCUCGCCUCGCCUCAGCUCCUCGCCUAUCCUCGAGGCCUGGCCGUGCCUUUGGUGCCUCACCACCAGAGCCCUCCUAGAUACCCUUGUCGCCCUUGAUGUCCAUGGAGCACCCAGACUUGCUAGCACCUGCUACCUCGUAGACGCCGGCCUGCGCGUCGACGUUGAUUGCUCCUUCGUUGCCUACCUCAUCUUUGAAGUCAAUGACUUCUUGCAUCUCCCCUUUCAUUUGACAGCAAUUUCUGGUCACUUAGCUCAUGACAAGGAAUGUCUUAUGGGAAAGAACUAUAUUAAGAAGGAAAAGGGGUCAUAA